GGAUAAUUUCAGCUUAAAUAUACUGGAUUAACUGAUUAAUUAGAGGGCAAUUUAACCUUUCAAGGUCGCGGCGCUAGCGUUACUCGUCUUCGUCAAUUUAAGGAUAGUGGACUUAACUAAAUGGAACGAAUAGUGGCUCUUUCAGAUGAUGACUUAAGAGCUGAACUGUUGAGUUACGGUUAUCAUCCACCUCCAAUUCAAGAUGACAUUACCAGGAAAAUUUUGCGAAAGAAACUUGCACUGUUUAUUGAUCCUUCUCUGGUGACCGAGGAACAGAAUCAAAAUUCAAAUUCUUCAGAUGACAGUGAAGAGUGUAACUUAUACGGUGACACAAGCGUCCGUUCUAGAAACCGGGUCCGAUUUUCUGAAGCUCAAGAGAAUGUAUAUGAAGUGACAAAUUCUCCUACCUACAGAGUUCGCCUAUAUUUACUUCUAGUGUUUGUCCUGUCACUAUCCUUAUAUCUCUUACUAAAAGCCAUCGAUAUAAUCUGAAGAAUUUCCGAUCAAUUUUUACGAUUGUUUUUCAGUUGAUUGUUAUUCCACUACAUUACCACUGUUCACAUAUAUCAUUGGUUUUUGCUAUUAAAAAAGUUUUGUAUUCAAA
Molecule: messenger RNA, 604 nt
Organism: Trichobilharzia szidati
Lineage: Eukaryota; Metazoa; Platyhelminthes; Trematoda; Strigeidida; Schistosomatidae
Source: the annotation of a GenBank genome assembly